CAAGCAAACAGUACGCGAGGGAUGACGCAGAAUGUAACCGGAAGGAAGGGCUACAUAAAGAUACAUGCUUGCAUUAAAGUCAAAUUUAUCACUCAAGAAAUCACUUUUAUAUUAAAACGUAAUAUUUGGUCUGAUUUUGAACCCCAUUAACGGCUUUAUUUAUGCUAUUUUAUUGACGGACAUUAUGGGUGAUUAUCGAACGUGGUGUGCUUUAGUUGCUAUUAGAAUCUUGUGGUGUAUCCUGCUACAGACUGGUUACAUUCAUCCUGAUGAAUUCUUUCAGAACACUGAGCCUAUGGCAGGGGAUGCAUUUGGCUAUAAGGUGAGGAAGCCAUGGGAGUUCAACUCAACAUUUCCCUGCCGUUCAGUGGUCCUUCCCUACAUUACAAGUGGAAUAGUCUUCAAAAUGCUGAAUCUCUUGAAUGAACAAGGCCUCAUCACUAUCACCUCAGCUAUGCUAGUUGUCCUGCCAAGACUGAUCAUGACACUAAUGUCAUUGAUAAUGGACUAUUCCAUUUAUAAAAUGUGUAAUAUCCUUAAUUUCAGUGCCACCACAUGCUUGACUAUUUUCGCAAGUUCCUUCGUGACACUGGUAUUCUACACGCGCACUAUGUCAAACAGCUUGGAAGCAAUUCUCUUUUCUGUCCUACUCGCACUCGUGAUAGACACACGAAAAACAUAUUUUGUUGGACAUGAAAAGUCUGAUUUAAAUGAAGAGGGUGAAGGGGAUAAGGAAGAUGAAAAUACUCAGCAAAAAAGAGAUGAGAUAAUACCAGAUGAUAGUAACAAAUGUUUUUAUAUUUCUGUAAUACUUAUUGCAGGCUUCUUUAACAGACCAACUUUUGUAAUUUUUGCUGUAGUUCCGAUGUUAUUCUGGCUUGCUGUUGAUGCAACAAACAAGAGCUGUAAUUUGCUCUCUAACAUGUUGACAAAUGGAGUUAAACUUCUCCCAGGCGUGGUGCUUAGCAUCAUAAUUUUCGUAGUUGCUGACUCCCGCUACUACGGGACCCUUGAUACCUCAUCGAUUUGCUGUAUACAUAGCUUUGUGGAUUUUUUAAGUUCAAAUUUCAUCCAGAAUUUAACAGUGACACCAUUAAACUUUCUUCAAUAUAACUUAGAUAGUUCGAAUCUUGAAGAACACGGGUUACACCCUCAUAUAACCCACAUACUGGUCAAUUCCCCCCUGUUGUUUCUCCCUCUCUUGGUCUGCUUUGCUUCUGAAAUCACUGCUUUUAUUCUGGGGGUUGACUCCGGUUGGGGGCAGACAUCAAUAGCCCCUAUUCGGGGGUUUUUCCAGUUAAGCUUUUUCACCCCUCUGCUCCUGCUCUCAUUUUUUCCUCACCAAGAGCCUAGGUUUCUUAUUCCACUGCUUGUCCCACUUGUUUUGUUAUAUUCAAAGUUAGUCAUGUCCCCUGAUACCUUUGAGCCAAACAUGCCGUGGAUUGUUUGGAAUCUUUUGGCAUGUCUUAUUUUUGGUGUCUUACAUCAAGGUGGCUUGAUCCCUUGCUUAGGACACCUUAACAACAUAGUCUCCAAACCUGUCGCUAAUAACCAACCUGUGCACUAUCAUAUUAUGUUUUAUCACACGUACAUGCCUCCUGAACACCUUCUAGCCUGGAGAGAGCCUAAAUUUGAUGAUACAAACAAUUUUGAGGCUGAGAAACUGUCAAACAUUUUGAGCGUGUAUGAUUUGGCAGGCGCUGAUCGUAUGACCAUGCACAACAUUGUAGAAAAACUUUUUGAAGAAGUUGAAAUUUAUAAACCUUAUGAAAAGGAGGUUUACAUUGCAAGUCCAUCGUCUUUGGAUCAUCAGUUUUGUCGAAAACACAUCAAAUUUAAUUUUGAGCUCCAGAAGCAAUUUACCCCGCACAUAAGUACAGAAGAUCUGCCAGAGUUGUUUCCUACAUACAACUGCGUGCAUGAUCCCAAACGAAGCUAUGUAAAUUUAACAUCCAUAGGUAAAGUUCAAGCCAGGUUUAGCUUAAAUUUAUACAGGGUAGUUCCUGGUAGGUGAGUAAAAGGGGUUGGGGAAAUGUUUCAAAAUACCAGGAUUGGUAAUAGUCAUCACUGACUGGGAUAAUUGUUGACAUACUUAGUGGUGCAAUGGUUUGCAAGUCAGGCUCGUAACAAUGGGGUCAGUGGUUCAAAUCCCACCGUCAUCUCUCUUUGGGAAUGCACUUUGUACACAUAUUUUAUUUCGCCUCACCUCACCUCACCAUGUUUUUCUACUGCAUGCGCAACCCAAAGGUAUAAAUAAGUCAACCUAGAAAGUUUGGCCGAGGCCUACUAAGGAAAAGAAUGUUGUAUUGAAUACAUUCUAUAGUAUGUACACUGAAUAUCCAUGCAUUGAUGAGGUCGUUAAUGUGUAAAAAUCAUUUGUCAGGUCAGUGUUGGAUGCACAUUGGAGGAAAAGUGAGAGGGCUUGGGCUGCAAUGCCUGCAUAAAUUGCAAACUCUAGAAUGGCCCCUGGACUACGUAUCUCACACCAAAAUCGUCCCCUUUCAUCUGGUUACAAUGCUUCUCCUCAAUUUUAUAUUUCAAUUUGGUGUGUGAGCAAUUAUUUAAAGUUGUAAAGUUGUUUUUUCUCCAGCAAUAAUGUGAAGAAUUAACCAAAUAUUUCUUAAUAUGGCUAAAUUUUUUUUCUAUAAUUUAAUAAUGUUUCCAUCAGGUUAUUUAUACAGAGUUAAACAAGAGACAAGACUAGUUUUAUUGAAGCAGUUCAGCAAAUUGUAUUCGAUUGUACAGUACUGUUUUCUUUCAUGGUGUUGUGGUAAUAAGGAUAAACAUUGAUUAGUUUGUUAUUUAAACGUUACUACCUGGGUACGCAUUUGUAAUACGUUGAGCCACGCACAGCCUCACACACUGACAAUCUGCUGACAACUUUGUGUCACCAAGAGCAGAUAAGAAUUUACAUAUAUUUACUUUUACUCUUUGAAUUAGCUUUGAAGUGAGACAUUUAUGUUGCAUACCAUAAAUGCUUGAAUAAGUGCUGCACCCACUCUUGAAUAAGCGCAGCGGCACUUAUUCGAGUUAAUAAGCAUCUGUGUGCAAUCAAACACCCUAAAAACAGGGUAAUAUAUAAAAUGUAGCCUAUCCAGUGUUUAAGUGAUUAAAUAACACAAUGAAGAAACAAGCAUAUCUUUAUAAACGUUUAUUUAUGAGGAUAUAGGGUGUAUGAUAUGCCUACCAAACUACGGGAACACACAAGAUAGGUAACAUGGGAAUAGGCAUGGAAAGGCCACGCCAAUGUUUUUUUAAAUAAGCGCCGCUCUCGAAUAAGCACCGCACUAAAGCCGCCAAGAAUUUUAUAAGCGCUGCAGCGUUUAUUCGGGCAUUUACGGUACUUGUGUUGUAAAAUUACAAAAAAAAAAAGCCAUUUGUAAACAUUUUACCAUACUUUUUAUUUAUACUGUUAAAUUAUAAAUAUAUUUUUAGUUAAGAAUAUUGGUAGAUGGUUUUAUGAGCUUGACAUUUUUGAAUUGUUAUAAUUUUUUUAGUACUGUAUUUAAUUUUUAUAGAGGUCUCCCUCCAAUUAAAGACCACUUUUGGGACUGUGGUUUCCAUGGGCUUUAGCAGCUUUGGUCUCUAAUUGGAAUGAUAAGACAUUUGUUAGAUUGGGACCACAGAAAACUGGUCUUUAAUUGGAGGUAAUCUGUAAUUGGAUUGGAUUUGAUUAGAGGGAGACCUGUAUUUUGGAGACCUGUACAGUAUCAAGAUACUGUUCCCAACGGCUUAUAUGAGCCAUAGAGUGAAGCUGUUGUGAGGAUUUGAACCCAGGAAGUACAAAGCAAUAUUAAUCACCAAUCACAGAUUCACUCCAUAUAAAGAAAUAAACCAUUUACCAGUUUGGUUCAUAAUUCCUACUUAUACUAGAGCGUAGUAAUUGGUUUAUAGGAGAGGCUUAGUAGUAAGAUAUCCAGUGGUCCUGGGCAUACAAUUCAAUGAAAGUCCUGCGCCUCAUGAGACUUGGUUUAUAAAGCAUCAUUUUCCAUCCUGCCAGUUGUGAAAAAGCCAAUGAUACUGGAUUGGAUGAGAAUGAAAAUAAAUCACUUGUGUAGUUGCAAAUCCUUGUCAUUUGAUUGGUGGAUUAAUAUCACAUGACAUUGGGUAUUUAUCACAUUUAACACAGUAGUGAACUAUUUCUUUUCUUGAUUUGCACCAUUCUUUAUGUAAUUUGAUUCCAGUUCCUUACAUGCCUCCACCUAAUACAAUGUUUUUAUUCUUUGAAAGAUAGACUGUUCAAUUCACAAAGGUUUUUUUU
Messenger RNA from Anneissia japonica, 4261 nucleotides. Its product is annotated as GPI mannosyltransferase 4-like. The record is from RefSeq and is a predicted model, not a curated record. Bases 185 to 2014 code for a protein of 609 amino acids. The transcript has 3 exons. Gene Ontology annotation, molecular function: alpha-1,2-mannosyltransferase activity. Gene Ontology annotation, biological process: GPI anchor biosynthetic process. Gene Ontology annotation, cellular component: endoplasmic reticulum membrane. Lineage: Eukaryota; Metazoa; Echinodermata; Crinoidea; Comatulida; Comatulidae.